ACGCAAAAAAUUUCGCCAAAAAGGAAGAAAAUUAUAUUAAUUGUACAAACAACAGUUCAGAGGGAAUGUCAAAACGCAAAGCCGAGGAUACAAGCACCGACAUGGCAGCAGGUGCAGAGAAAAUCAGCACCAAGACAAAUUUUAACAUUGGCUUGGCAGAGCCACUGAAGGACUAUCAGAAGCUGAUAGAGACAAAGGUGCAAGUUGAUGAAAUUGUGGACGAUGAGAUCAUCAAGAAUAAUUUCGAAGGUAUAGCUGCAGCGGCGCGUGACGUCAUCUGGCAGCUGCUAUUUGCCGGCACGGACGGCGACGGCGGCGUCACCACUGAGUCACAGCAGAAGGCAUCAGAGCUGUUGGAGGAAUACAAAGGCGAUGCCACAUUCUACGAUCCGUGGGAGUACAACAAAUGGAUUGGCAAGCUGCGGGAUGAGGUGCUGGCCAAAGAGCUGCUGGACUUUUGGCGCAACACAAUAGUUAAGAAGCAGCUCGGGCCGUGCUGGUCGCGCGACUGUGAUCUGUUUGACAGUGACAGUGAUACGCCGCCGCUGGAGUUUUACGCCCAUGGUGGAUGCACAGCGCCGUUUGCGGCCAGCCUCAAGGUGCGAGCAGCCAACAAUGAGAUCCGUGCAUCGGAUGCCUCCGAUCCGGAGUCAUCCAGGGAGGCGCCUGAGGGUGAGGAGAGAUCUGCAGAGCGCAGUGCCGACGAUGAGGCCGCCUUCACGGGUGUGUUCGACGCCGUAAUAACUCGGAAUCAGCCUCUUAGCGAAUACCGCGACCUCAUGUCGCGCUUUGUGCUGACCGAUGUCAUUGUACCCGAUGAAAUUCAGCAGGCCAGCGUCAAGAAGAUCGCCAAGGCGGCCCAGGACAUCAUCUGGCAGAUACUGUUCGAGGGCAAGCCCUCCCAAGAGGACCAGGACAGCGCGGCCGAUCUGCUGCAGGAGUACAAAACCGAUUCCGGCUUCUAUGGCCCCUGGGACUACAACGAAUGGAUUGUCAAGCUGCGCGAUGAGGUGCUGGCCAAAGAGCUGCUCGACUUUUGGCGUGAGAAGAUCGUUAAGCUGGAGCUGGGUCCCUGCUGGUCACGCGACUCGGAUUUCUUCGAGAACGACGAUGAUGUGCCCCUGGAGUUCUACAACAAGGCUGGCUGCAAGGCGCCCUUCAAUCCACCAGCCGAUGCCUAGGCGGACAGCAGUUCCGCCACUGAAGCCCCCACCACCACUCCAUUGCCUGCAGCUUUUCGUACAUUUUCUCUUACGUUCUCGUUAAGUCUGUGGCAUACAAAUAAGUUUGGCAAACAAUUCUCUUGGUUUGUAAAUUAAAUUAAAUACAUUUGAACAUUUGAGAUGCGUUGCAUAGAAAUGCUACAGGUGUUUCUGAAAUUCCUCGAAUAUAAAAAGUGUCUUUGGCAUUCAAUUCAAAAAUAUUUUACAUUGAAA
Molecule: messenger RNA, 1436 nt
Organism: Drosophila obscura
Lineage: Eukaryota; Metazoa; Arthropoda; Insecta; Diptera; Drosophilidae
Gene: EndoGI
Exons: 2
Coding region: 66-1181 (371 amino acids)
Source: RefSeq, a predicted model, not a curated record